AUGAGCACUGGUUUGGACAAAUCCGGCAUCCCUCACCUGCAAGAGGCCAAAUCUGCCGUCAAGGAGCCCUUCGGUCUCGGCAUCGCAGGUACUGGCUCAAAGCAUCACCACGAGUCAAGGGACAUCCUCUCCUCCUCGCACGACCCCGGAGCGAGAGCUGUGGCUGAGUACCAUGGAUGGGCUGCCACUCGCCAGGAAUUUUCGCGUGGUGGUCCUACGGCGGCGAACGAUUCGGGAACUCGCAUGGAUGCCUUUCACCAUGGCCGCUCCCACCCCUCUCCUGAGAAGAAUCCCAAGCCUGGCAUGAUGAAGCAUGUGGAGGUUGGACCCCGCAACCCGGUGUCGCAGCCUGCUAUCAAACAGGAGAUGCCGGAUGAUAUGCCGUACACGAUCCAGCGGUCUUAUGGUCCCCCGAUCCCCCAUCCCAUGCCCGACCCCGCCACCCUCAACGGCAAGAGAGGCAAUGGCACGAAGCACAAGCUGAACGAGGUCGUCCAUGGCAACAACGACGAGACCGACACGACCGACAAACGCCGCAUCCGCCGCAAGCUCAGCGAUGAGGACCGCGACGCCGAUGCUCCCCGCAUCCAGAAGACCAACUCUUUCGCCGGGCAAGGGCCCACUACCUUCAUGCCUUCAUCCAGUUCGCCGGAGCGUCGCCCCCCUCUCCACUCGCAGGGCAGCUUCUCCCUCGGCUGCGUCCCCUCUUCCUCUGCCCCAGAAACUCGCCCCACUCUCACCCCGGGCAGCAGCUUCAACAACAGCACGACCGCCUCGCCCCAGGUCCGCUCCCCACACGACACGCCCCCAACUUCGCAAGCAGCUCGCAACUGGGGUCGCGUCCUGAGUGUUCCGCGUUUCAACCACCUCACCGACGAGCAGAGGCGCGACGAGGAGCAGCGGGCCGAUUUGCGUAUGCGGUUCGUGCAAGCUGAGCGGGAGGCGCUUGAGACUGCUAUCAAGCUCAGGAUUGUCCAGGCAGAUGAGCUCCGUCAGCAGCUGAUCUAUUUGAAUCUCAGAACAAGCUAUUCGGCAGUGGACUAUGCGGCUGAUUUGUAA
This is a messenger RNA of Mytilinidion resinicola, 1059 nucleotides long. RefSeq lists its product as uncharacterized. The record is from RefSeq and is a predicted model, not a curated record. The transcript has a single exon. The coding region runs from base 1 to 1059 and encodes 352 amino acids. NCBI's taxonomy places the organism in Eukaryota, Fungi, Ascomycota, Dothideomycetes, Mytilinidiales, Mytilinidiaceae.